AUGGGGAGCUAUGAGCACACGAGCAUAAUACUAACUGUCGUAAUGCUGAGCAAUCAGAGGAUUAAGACCAAUUGUGAGCAAAUACGUUCAGUGGAAAUGAUUGUCAUUUUCUCGUAUCUUCUUUCAUCAACUCAUGCAGCAGAUUCACCUUCACUCCCGUUGAUCUUCGAACUGGUCGAGCGGGCACCAGUAAUUCUUCCAUUUGUCCCGGUCGCGUGCCAGAGUAGCCCAGUGGUUCCUCCUUUCGCGUGGGACACAAAGAGCAUCAUACUUUUCUUUGAAGGACAUCGUGAAGAAACCAUCUGA
Messenger RNA from Necator americanus (New World hookworm), 306 nucleotides. RefSeq lists its product as uncharacterized. The transcript has 3 exons. Bases 1 to 306 code for a protein of 101 amino acids. The record is from RefSeq and is a predicted model, not a curated record. NCBI's taxonomy places the organism in Eukaryota, Metazoa, Nematoda, Chromadorea, Rhabditida, Ancylostomatidae.